GUAUGUGCUAGCAUAAUGUAUUUUCGUUUGGCAUGUGCAUUAGAAAUUUUCAGAUAUUUCGUGUGUGGGAACUGCAAAAGAGAGUUGAGAACAAGGAGAUGAUUCAGUUAGGGUUUAGCAAAUGGAUUCUACAUCAAAUCCAGACACCCAUGAAUCAUGCAGAAAAGUGGCUAUCAAGAUCCGGAUGAUGGGCGCCAACGUUUCUUACUGGAACUUGAAAUUCGUUCAUGCCUCAUUAACCCAACUUAUAUUCCACUGUAUCCACACUGCCUGUUCUUUCUUGAGCUUCUCCAAAAUCCAUCAUAUCUUAAUGCAAUGGCGCAUCCCGCCAACAAGGAAGUAGCACAUAGGCAGUAAUUUUGCUUCUGGAAGAACUACAUAUAUAACCCGUUGAAGCAUAUUUAUCCAUGGUCGCUUCCUGAGAACUGCAAUUGCACCACCAAGUUCUGCUCCACCUGCAUCACUACCAUCUGGUAUAGACCCUGCAGCCCCUCCACCUCCUGCUCCUACACAUGUUUCAGCUGCAGCUCUUUCCCGAUGAAGAAAGACGGAUGAUUUUCUUGUACUCGUAACACAGACAUCCAAACAAUUAAUUCAUGAAUUAAGUGUUCAGGGAAGCGUGAAGCGGAAAAAGGCGACAAGGCACCACUUCAAGCUUUAAGAGAUGAAGCGCUCACAUACUCAUUCUAGUCUGUGAAGCGUAGAAGGCUUGCAUUUCACAUACUCAUUCUAGUCUGUGAAGCGUAGAAGGCUUGCAUUUCUUUGCUUCAUCGCUUUAAGCGAUGCGCUCGCUUUCCUUAACACUGGACAUCACUAGAAGAUGACUGGAGAAGUUCGCUGCUUUGAACCUAGGCGAUCUUUGUGGGCGAUUCCACCACCCAAGAAUCCAACUGCUUCUGCUACUCAGGCUGAAAAGGAGGAGGUGGAUUCGCGAUCCAUAUAUGUUGGUAAUGUUGAUUAUGCUUGCUUGCCUGGGGAAGUGAAGUUACACUUUCAAUCUUGUGGCACUGUUAACAGGGUAACUAUCCUGACUGACAAGCUUGGCCAGCCGAAAGGCUUUGCGUAUGUGGAGUUCUUUGAAAGGGAGGCUGUUCAAAAUGCACUUCUGUUAAACGAAUCAGAGCUUCACGGGCGGAAGUUGAAGGUGUCUGCCAAGCGGACAAAUGUUCCUGGUAUGAAGCAAUUUCGAGGAAGGCGAUUUAAUCCUUAUGCUGGAUUCCGCCCUCGACGUGCGUUUGUGCCUGGUGCUCCAGCCAUUCCACCAUUUGGAAGGGUUCCAAGGUUCAGACGGUCCAUCCGCUACAGGCCAUACUAGUGAAUUUUAAGCUGGAUUGCAGCCUUCCCUAGAGAAGCAUGGAGCUCGCUUUGUGAAAAGGGCAUCUCCUUGUUUUACUCUCUUUGGUUGAGGGCAAAGGAUGUUCUAAUUCAAAUAAGUCAUUAGCUGACAUAAAUUUCAACUCUGUGGAUGAUGUUUUAGGUUCUGGGGAUUGAGAAUUUUUUUCUUUGCUAGCUUGCUCAGAUGCUUGCAUUUUGGGCAGCAAAUGGAAAAGACAAAUAAAAUAGACAGUUUGUUGGAGAUGGUCUGAAUUAUGUAUGGUUGUGGUUUGGUCA
Solanum lycopersicum (tomato) is the source of this 1611-nucleotide messenger RNA. The record is from RefSeq and is a predicted model, not a curated record. Lineage: Eukaryota; Viridiplantae; Streptophyta; Magnoliopsida; Solanales; Solanaceae.